AUGUUCUGCAAUGGCGAAACAGAUAAUCCUACUGGGAACUCUUUGAUUGAGAUGAUGAGGAAAGAUCUGAAGGCUUACAUGGCGGACGAUAACACUGAUAAAGAGACAGCAUUGAAAGCAUUGAAGGAAAGUGCUGUGGCGCAGGCAGAGGUUAAGGAAGGCUACAAAAUACUGGAGGAACAUGCCCUCAGACUUGCUGCGGAGCAUUGCAGAACCUGCCAGCACUAUCACAUUGACAUCCGUGACCAGGACAUCAAAACCGAUCUUCUGGAUAAAGACGUCUACGUCUUCAGUGUGUUUAUGCCGUUGCAGGAGCACGGGAUGUUCCUAAAACUUAUCACCAACCCAAAGUUUGGUGACACUGACGACAAGAUGGCUUUCGUACAGCAUGGGAGCUACCUCAUGAUGCCAGCGACAGCCUGGCAUUCAGGUAGCUUCUCCACAAAUCUAAAGGGCAACCUAAGGGCGCAAAUUUAUGUUUGCCUGACACCUGAAGGAAUGAGUAGAGGACGGCCAGUCGUGUCCAGUUAUCUGAACGAUACAAUCUACCAGGGUGAUUCGGAUGGAGUUCUGCUCCUUGAUGAGCAUGGCAGGAGACCCCAUGUUUGGGACGGUGCAGAGGCAGAGGUCGAUGAGAAAGGUGAGGUCAAGGUCCAAGUCAAUGAGAAAUGUGAGGUCAAGGUCCAGGGUUUCCCAAAAGGUAGCAUUGUCCUUUCGCAUUCCGGUACAGAUCUAGAGGAUGCAAUUCUUCAUGAAUCAGAGAGUACUAUCUCCAAGGUUUUGAUGAAUUUGAAUGACGUCCUUCUCUUGUAG
Molecule: messenger RNA, 813 nt
Organism: Seminavis robusta
Lineage: Eukaryota; Bacillariophyta; Bacillariophyceae; Naviculales; Naviculaceae
Source: the annotation of a GenBank genome assembly